Phalaenopsis equestris is the source of this 409-nucleotide messenger RNA. RefSeq lists its product as uncharacterized. The record is from RefSeq and is a predicted model, not a curated record. Lineage: Eukaryota; Viridiplantae; Streptophyta; Magnoliopsida; Asparagales; Orchidaceae.
UCCUAUUGUGGAAUUUGCUCUCGAGGACCUCAGUAAAUUAAGGCUACAAAAAGUGAAAUCAGAUUCUAUAAAGCAGAAGAACGAAGAUUCAUAUAAACAAAUAAGUUCUUCACAUGCUGAUAAGGAAGGAAUGAAAACAAAUCGUCAGAGAAAUAAAAAUAAACCAUCCCACAUGUGUAAAUCUAUUGAUUCGGCCAAAGAUGAGCCUGAUUUACGUGAGAAGGAUAGUAAUAGAGAAAUAAGCAGAAAAGUAAUUGUGGGAACACGAAAGAACAGAGCUCUUGCAAAGAGGAAAACACCCGACUCUGCGAAACCAAACAACAGGAAAUCAAACCUGAAGCCAAACCCUGAAGUUAGCUUAAGAACAAAACAAACAAACUCAAACGCAGAGAAAAAAGCUCAUUCAGUG